Molecule: messenger RNA, 912 nt
Organism: Fomitopsis serialis
Lineage: Eukaryota; Fungi; Basidiomycota; Agaricomycetes; Polyporales; Fomitopsidaceae
Exons: 5
Coding region: 79-657 (192 amino acids)
Source: RefSeq, a predicted model, not a curated record
AGGGACCUCCCCAUCAAUGGCACCCCCCGAGCCACCUAGCCGCCCGUCGCUCUUCCCGUGACCCCCACCACGCGCCUCAUGCCCGCCUCGGAAAUCGACGACAUCUUUGCUGCAAAACCCAAGGCCACCGUGCCUGCUGCGUCCUCCUCCACACAACCUCCGAAAAAGUCAAAGAAGAAGAAGGACAAGUCUGCGAAGAGAAAGCGCGAGGCCGAAGAUGGCGACGAUGAACCACAGCCUGCCAAGCGUCGAGUACCAGAGACCGUGCUCGACCCGUCAGUCACCCCAACACCGGUCGGCCCGCCAAAGUCAAUAAAGGCAGCCAAGCUGGAAAAGCUCGCCGCUGGCACCGCAGUAGCGAAGAAAACCCGCAGCAAAAACAAGGAAGACGAAGCGCGGUUCAAGGACUCGAGAGGCAACGGGCCCAGACGGAAAACCGAGGAAGGCUUUGCCAUAUUUAAAGAGGACGAACUAGGGAUCUCUAAUGAAGGUGGUGACACGCCGUUGUGUCCGUUCGAUGUGAUUGCUGCUUUGAAACUGAGUUCGGAGCUGGGUCGCUGUCCUGUGCACUGCAUGGAGGAAGAUGGUAUGUUUUCGCGAUAUCCCCGCCAAUGCUUGUGUAUUUUUAGGUGUGCGCAAUAUAUCUGUAUUCCCUAGAUCGCAACCAGCAGUGUCCAGCACAGCUCGCGACCAUCAGGCUCUAUCGAAGCCUCGUCUACCUCUCCCCGUGGUUGUGCGAGGUCAAUGUGUAGCCAAGAUCAAUCUCCCGAGAUCAUCUAUCCUCAGCGAGCAUCAUCCCUCGCAUGAGGUGCCCAGCGCAUCGACGCCUUCCGGGGACACGUUCAUAUCAUGUUCCCUCAGUAGUAUUGAUACACCCAGGCAAGGCUAUCCAGACCGUGCAUCGAAUGGAUG